Molecule: messenger RNA, 4505 nt
Organism: Austrofundulus limnaeus
Lineage: Eukaryota; Metazoa; Chordata; Actinopteri; Cyprinodontiformes; Rivulidae
Product: pituitary adenylate cyclase-activating polypeptide type I receptor
Biological process (GO): cell surface receptor signaling pathway; adenylate cyclase-modulating G protein-coupled receptor signaling pathway
Cellular component (GO): plasma membrane
Molecular function (GO): peptide hormone binding; vasoactive intestinal polypeptide receptor activity; G protein-coupled peptide receptor activity
Source: RefSeq, a predicted model, not a curated record
CUGUCCAUCCUCAGCAAGAGCAGCUCCCAGAUCCGGAUGUCCAGCCCACUGGCGGAGAACGCCAACAUCAGCCUGCCGACCUGAGCAUGUGACUGUCCCCCGCAGUCGACGUCAAGGUGACGAUCCGCUAACAUUAGACCAACCAGAGCAGACCAAAGUGGCCCCUCGCACCUCUUACAUUUCCACUUUUCUCCUUUUUAAAAAGAAAAAGGAAACGCAUUUACUAGAGGUGCCCAGCUGGCUUUCAUACUUUAAAGUUUUUAUUUAAAAGCAAAAUUAUUUGACUAUUUCAUUUCUACAAAACAAACUGUGGGUUGCAAACUCUCAGAGUUACUGAAGCACCUUAUAAUUUUAGAUAAAUGAAUUCUAACCCAUCUAAUUCAAUUUACCUCACAAAUGAUACAACUAAAGCUAGUGCCAAAAAUAAAUGAUCAAUUGCAAAAGCUAAAAAAAAAACAAACCAAGCAAAUUAAAAGAUUGACAGUCGAAUAUUAAAUAAAAGGGGUCACAUUUGGUUGUCGGUGUUUAAAUGAAUGUGCUUUAAAGUGCCAUACAGUUUUUUGCCUGACUGAGUCACAGUCCAAAGUUAAACAUCAACCAAACAGUCGCUUUGCUUGUAUAAAAGCUCACUGUUUUAAUGUUUCAUGUGAAAUUUAAACUUGUUUUUACAAUCAGCCGUAAGUACGGGGUAUGUCAAAAUACACAUAGAAAUAUAGAUGUAUAUAUACUUAAAAAAAACAGCUCAUGGAUUCUGUAAAUAGUUGUUUAUGGUGUCUAGAUCAGAAACGCUCCCUUUAGCAUAACACUGUAUUGUAUUGACCUUUUCAAAAAGGAACUGGAGCCCAAAUCUGUAGAAUUUAUCACGGGUUCUGGAGAACCGAUGAAUCUCGUCCUCGCUAUGAUGGAUUGUUCCUUUUGUGAGAAAUAGAUAACGAAAAGUUAACACAAACUCUGCAACUCCAAACUGUGAGUUGCCAUCAGAGCAGAUUCUUCAUGCUUGCAUUUUACUUGUGAGGUACGAGAUUUUUUUUUUUAGUGGUCACACUUAAAACAUCUUAAAUCUGAGUUGUUUCCAGAUGAAACCUUCAGCUGCACGACAGGAGUUGCCUCCAGCUGAGUUUCAUCUUUGCAGACUGAUCGAAAGCAUUUUUUUUUUCAGACUGUGAUCAUAAACAGAAUAUGCCAUUUACAGGAGGCUUCAGUCCAAAGCUCCUCAUCCGUGCAGGAUUUUACUUGCGCUGCAAACAUCUAGAGCUCGAGCACAUCAUACCACCCCGAAAAGCUCCUUUUGAUUUUGCUCAUUCAUCACUUCCUUACACCCACAUUCCAAAGUGCCUCGUCAGUCACUAACAGCCAUCACUUUAAAAUUCAGCUUUCAGUUGUGGUUUUGGGGAGCGGAUCGUUUAAAAACGUGCAGAAAGUCAUUUCAGUGUGGUGUUUUAUGGCGACUAAAAGAUCCAUUCUGACAUUUUCUGAGUGAAAUUCAGCAUUUCUUAACUCUGAAUAACAAUGUGAACAUGUUUUUUUUUUUUGAUAAAGUUGCAUCAUUUGUAAAAUCAGCUGGGCUUUUUCGAAUUAUCUUUUUACAAACUGUCUGAUCUGAAAUGAGCAUUUCAGUGUUAAACAUGUUAGCAGUCAUCACAAAAGGCUUUGAUUUAACAGCUCUUGACAAUCACUGAGUGUUGCUCCUUUUUUUUCCUGUACUUCUGUGCAAACAAGCAAAUCCAAUAAUUGUGCAAGCAGGAGAAAGGUUUUCUUUUGGAGUGAGAUGUGAAAAGACGUGUACAGGAGGCCUUUUCCAUCUCAUUUACUUUAACGUUUCUUUUUUUUUUCUGUUUACAUGUUUUUAUAACACUGGUUGAGCAGAUGUAUUCAUUUUCCAUUCAACCAUGCGCCAUGUACAGUAUGCAAGCUUCUUUACUGAUGUCUUAUUUAUUGCAUUGAUGUACACUGAUGUUCACUUGUUCAAAGUGCCAUAAACGUGCAGUGUCCUGUGGGGUGACAGAGUGAGACGUGUGGCGAAAUGUCUUGUGUCUUCUGUAGACGGAAAGAAAAAAAUGUUGCUGUUAAAGUUGCAAAAGCAUAAAGGUGCAACUUCUAAAACAGCUUUAUUUAAAAAAAAGAUUAAAAUUGCAUCUGCUUUGAUAAAUAAAGCGAUCAGUGAGUGUUGGACAAGUAGGAAAACUAGGGCGACUGUGAGAACUGCAACAGAUAAAACACAAAGUGUGUAUGAGGGUGUGAUUAAAAACCGCUCUGCUGCUGGCGUGUUUCUGUCACCAGCAGUCAUUCUGAGUUGAACCGGGCUCAGAAGGAAACGACCAUGUUUUAAUGCUGUUAUUGUCUGUGGGAAGAAAAAAAAAAAAAGGCUGAAAACUCCUAACAUGACCAUACCUGUGCUGUGAAUUUCUUUACCACUAGGUGGCAGCAAAGUAUGACAGUCGAAGCCAUCUAAGGUUGCAAUCAAGCUUUUUAUUUUUGUUUGUUUGUUUACAACUGUUUAUAUUUAUAUCAUAGUCUUAUCAUUAUUAACAGAAGUCUUCAUGUGUAUAAGCUUCAUUAAAUAUUAGCCUUGUGAAGGCAGCAGGAAAAUUACAACUAUUGUAGUUUUUAUUCACUACACAGCAAAAGUGAGCACUUUACUACUAAUUUGUGUUGCUUACACGAUCUUCAGUUUAAUCGCCAAAACACACAAUGUGACAGAUUAGUUGGUCUAAAAUCAGAAAUAUAAAAAGAUGUAAACUUGUAAAGACUUAUCCCUGCCGGCACUUUGAAAAGAGUUGAAAAUUGAAAGGAACUAAACUAUAAUCUAUUUUCAAGUUGUUCUUUUGACAUUUAUUUUAACCGUUGUUCACUAAAACAUGACAAAAACAAUAAACAAAUAUUUAAACUUGAUUUUAAAACUGAAACACUAAAUUUGUAGGGGAGCUUUCUUCAAUUGGUUCCACAUCUUAAACCACCGCCCUCCUUUAUCUAAACAUACAUUUUUCUGUUGGACAUGAGACACACUCACACAUGUCCUUACAGUAUUUGCUGGGAAAUAUACUAACCUAAAGUUAACAUUACUUGGCAGUUGUAUUGCCAGUUUAGCACAUAGAUGAGAAUAACACUAGAAUAUAAUCUAAAUAAAAGAGUCGAGGUCCUCUGGAGUCUGGAUGAGUUUGUGUUGAAAACAUUUUGUCUGUUCUCCAAGAGACUUCUUCAGUCUGAGGUAAUGUCAGUCCGUCAUCCUGAUGAUCCUUGUUUAAAUGUGAACAAACAGUGUUGAUUGUUAACAUGUUUGUCCACCAUGAUGAGGUACUGCUAUAAGGCUACAUUUCUUUGGAAAUGGCCUCUGUGUGUUGAUACGAGAGAAAAAUCUAAUUUAAAAAGUGGCAAAGCUCUUGGUUUAUUUUCCUAAAAUAUUAAUUUAUACACUUUUGAAAUAUACUACUUGAUUGGUAUGUAAUAAAAAAUGAUAAUUACACUAUUUUAUUAUAAUUGUAUACUUGUAGCUGCUGGUUAGUGAGCAAAGGAUGAACUUAGUUCAAAAACACAUUUAAAACUGAUUUCAUUUCCAAAUAAAUGUGUCACUUUAUACAGUGUUCUGUAUAGUGUCAUAGAAAGUUGUGACAUUUUUUAUAAGUGUGCUAGCUAUACUUUAUUUGUUCCUGAUUUUGGGGGAUUUGGGAUGAGAUGGGAAGGUAACUUUAUGAGCUUUUAAAAUAAUUUCUGUUCUGAUCAUAAAUACAGGAAAUGGUUGUCUAUAAGAACUCACUGUAAAACAGGCUGAUUUUGUUUUGUCUACAAAAGGAAUCUGCAUGAAUUUGACUCAUGAGCCCUUUUCUGAACGCAACAUCCAAGAAAUAUGUUGAAAGCAACAUAUCAACCACCACCUGUUUAACAUGGCUGGGAGAUUAUAUAUAUAAUUUCUAUUGAUCAGCUGUAUUAAAAAAUGUCUUAUUCUGAAAAUGUUGAAACUUUUUUUUUCAUUCUGUGGUUCAUAGCUGCACAUUUUUUGUUCUUACCCAGUUUCCUUCAUGUUCAUGGCGGUUCAGCCAGUUUGGUGUAGACUCUGUGUGAGUUUCAAUGAUUGCCAAUGAAUGUACAGUUAUCGCUACUCAGCUGCUCUUAGAUGUUGCCUGCUUUCAAUUUGCCCUGGUGUACAAAUGAUGUCUUUUCUCUAUCACAUACGUUGUAUAUUUUUUGCCAUGCAGGUGGACUUAUUGACUAAGAUCUAUAUUGUUUGUGACGGUGUUUUUGUACAUUUGUUUAUGGUCCAGUUUUCAGAGUGUGUGAGCAUUUGAAAUUUCGGCGAGUGUAUUUCGUAUGCAUGUGUACGUAACGACGAGCAUUUGUAGAAAAUAAUAGUAACAUAAAUGUUUAAAAAAAAUCUAAUGUAUAAAGUUUCAUUUAAUUUUUGUUUGAAAAUGUAAUGGAGUGCCACGUGUACAUGUUCUGUAAAUGUCCAACAUCCAUGUUCCAGUUGUGUAAACUGACUGCAAAAUAAAUGUGUGGAAAGUUGCAAA